This is a messenger RNA of Cantharellus anzutake, 1203 nucleotides long. RefSeq lists its product as uncharacterized. The transcript has 2 exons. The record is from RefSeq and is a predicted model, not a curated record. Lineage: Eukaryota; Fungi; Basidiomycota; Agaricomycetes; Cantharellales; Hydnaceae. The coding region runs from base 1 to 1203 and encodes 400 amino acids.
AUGGCAGCUGCUCUCGUCAGCUUUAUCCUCACCCAAAGCAUCUAUGCUGCACCUGAUGCACCUCAGAUCUGUCAACAUCCCCCACCCAACAACAGUACAGCUCUCUCCAUAAAUUACUCGGAUGCUUGUAACGAUCUACGCACCUGUCAGACUAUGUGGAGCAUGGUGUACAGUUGCCUCCUUACGAUAUUCGCUUGCGUCUGGACAGCCAUGCAUCCAGGAGUGCCUAAGCAGUAUUCGGCUUGGUCGCCCCAAACCGGUUCCCGCCGCACUCAAAUGAUUUUGACGUUAGUUUUGCCGGAGAUGAUUGUUGCGGCUGCAUGGGAAGACUUCUCCAUGGCUCGGAGAAUGUCAAAAAAGUGUGCUGGAAUUAAAGGAUGGACACUCACCCAUUCAUAUUUUGUUAACAUGGGUGGCUUCUUCGACUAUUUCACACAAGAGGUAGUGGAGCCAGAUGGAAACGAAGAUCCUUGUACUCUGUUUGAGAAAUACCCCGGCAUAAUCCACAAGUCGGGAGACGAUAGAAAGGUUGCAAUAACAAGGGAACAGAUCCUCGACAGAAGUAAAGGCGACUUUCUUGCAAAGUCAGUUGUCGUGCUCCAGUUACUGUGGUUCACCACUCAGUAUGCUGGACGGUGGGCAAGUCAUCUACCCAGGUCACAACUGGAAACGAUGACUCUUGCCUAUGCGGCACUUAGUAUCCUCAUCUAUGCUCUGUGGUGGCAUAAACCGCUGGAUGUCCAUUUCCCAAUCCCUGUAACGGAGGAGACUCACCCCGAUCCCCAAAAUUCCGAAGCCAUCGCUGAUCAAGUGAUGCCUAAAAUGGAGAACGCGUCCAAUCCGACUUCCCCUCCAGCGGAGACUCUAGAGACAACUUCCUUAUGGAUACUCGCAGUCACUGGUAUCAUUUUUGGUGGUAUUCAUUGCCUCGCGUGGUCAUUUCCAUUUCCGACGCGUGCGGAGAAACUUUUGUGGCGCAUAUCUGCGAUAAUUAUUACUCUGGGCCCUGGCUCUUUAGCGUGGAGCUACGUAAGACAGGAAUACGCUGAAGAUAUAAUUGGAUUCUUUGGAGGUCUCCCCCUGGCUCUUUAUCCUUUUGCUCGGAUUAUCCUGUUCACUCUCACGUUUACGUCCUUGCGGUCUCCGCCCCCCACUCUUUACCGAACUAUAUCCUGGACAUCUUUCAUACCCCACCUAGGAUGA